Messenger RNA from Penicillium paradoxum, 1512 nucleotides. RefSeq names its product putative sterol o-acyltransferase (APE2). Lineage: Eukaryota; Fungi; Ascomycota; Eurotiomycetes; Eurotiales; Aspergillaceae. Gene Ontology annotation, cellular component: endoplasmic reticulum membrane. Gene Ontology annotation, biological process: ergosterol metabolic process. The transcript is spliced from 7 exons. Gene Ontology annotation, molecular function: ergosterol O-acyltransferase activity. Bases 1 to 1512 code for a protein of 503 amino acids. The record is from RefSeq and is a predicted model, not a curated record.
AUGUCUACUGCCGUGUCUCAAGAUGGAUUCGCAACAUUACGGCCGCGCGCCGUGCCGAUUCAACCAAACGGAAAGUCCCAUGUUGCUCUCCCCCUCCCAGUGGACAAGUUAGUCCACGACACAAGUGGCCGCUCUACCCCCGUCGCCGAAGAUGCACCCCCCGUCCGCGCAUUCCAUCUCAUCCGCGAGGAAGCAAGAUUCUUUACUCUCUUCUGGAUUGGCCUGGCCAUCAUGGUCGGGACCAGUAUUUUGCGCAAUAUCAAGGAUACCGGAUACCCCCUGCAAGUGCGUGUUUGGAGUCUCUUGACAGCCAAUGUAUGGGGGAUGGGACUCAGUGAUGCAGCCAUGGUGAUGAGCUCCGGACUCGUCCUACCUAUGCACCGGCUUUGGCGAAGUGGUCCACAAUGGCUGCGAUGGUCGCGCGGGGGUAUGAUUCUGCAGAGUCUGGCUGAAGCCUUUUGGUUGGUCCUGUGGAUCAACUGGCCCUUCAUGAUGCAAUGGACUUGGACUGCGCAGGUGUUCUUCACGCUGCACACCUUGACCAUUUUAAUGAAACUCCACUCAUACGCCUUCUACAAUGGCCAUCUUAGCGAGACCGAGAUCCGUCUUUCUUCCCUCGACAAACCGGACCACAAGUCCACCGAUUCCGCGGCUGCCAUUCAUUACCCGGAGAUACACAGACAUCGACCGUCACUGAAGCAGUCUAAUGAAGAUCAGUCUGUGGAGCCAUUGGAAAGGCUGCGCGAAGAUCUAGCCACGGAGUUGACCUCCCCACUAGGCAACAUAUCAUAUCCACAGAACCUCCACGUUGGAAACUACGUCGACUUCCUCUUUUGUCCGACCCUUUGUUAUGAGCUAGAGUAUCCACGACGUCAAGAGCGACGCUGGUCAGAAAUUGGCUGGAAGGCUGCUGCCGUCUUUGGUUGCAUUUUUCUGCUCACAUUAACUAGCGAGGAAUUCAUUGUUCCUGUAUUGUCAGAGGCCAGUUCCCAGCUUCGCGCCGUCUCCAACGUUACGGAUAAGGCCCUCGUCCUCGCCGAAACCAUCAGCAUGCUACUUUUUCCCUUCAUGAUCAUCUUCCUGCUCGUGUUCCUCGUCAUUUUUGAAUAUGUGCUGGGCGCGUUUGCAGAGCUAACCCGAUUCGCUGAUCGCCACUUCUAUUCAGACUGGUGGAAUUCAUGCGACUGGAUGGAAUUCUCUCGCGAAUGGAACGUACCUGUUCACCAUUUCCUUUUCCGCCACGUCUAUUUCCCCGCCCGGUCUAACUUUUCCCAACCUGUGGCCAUGGUGAUCACAUUUCUGGUCAGCUCUGUGUUCCAUGAGCUGGUCAUGAGUUGCAUCACCAAGAAGCUCCGGGGAUACGGCUUCCUCGCUAUGAUGCUACAGCUACCUAUUGUUGCGAUUCAGAAGUCUCGUUUCUUCCGGGGUCGCACAACCCUUAAUAACGCAUUCUUCUGGUUCUCAAUGAUCUUGGGACUAUCCAUGAUGUGUGCACUUUAUGUCCUGGUUUAA